Messenger RNA from Micropterus dolomieu (smallmouth bass), 2185 nucleotides. RefSeq names its product zinc finger protein 143b (gene znf143b). The record is from RefSeq and is a predicted model, not a curated record. Gene Ontology annotation, cellular component: transcription regulator complex; PcG protein complex. Lineage: Eukaryota; Metazoa; Chordata; Actinopteri; Centrarchiformes; Centrarchidae. The transcript is spliced from 15 exons. Bases 184 to 2067 code for a protein of 627 amino acids. Gene Ontology annotation, biological process: regulation of transcription by RNA polymerase II. Gene Ontology annotation, molecular function: RNA polymerase II cis-regulatory region sequence-specific DNA binding; DNA-binding transcription factor activity, RNA polymerase II-specific.
GUUCACUACGAUUGUUGGAUAAUGUUUCAUUGCAGAGUGACAAAUGUGGCAAGUCAUAGUUGCGCUACCGUUACAUCGUAGCUAGCUAACGUUAGCCCCUAAUGCUAUAUUCAAAUCAACAAGCGCCAAAAACAGAGCAUCGGUGACAGUAGAUGGAAUAAGAGCCUAUUCAGCAGCUAAAGCAUGCUCUUGGCUCAGAUAAACCGGGACUCCCAGGGAAUGGCAGAGUUUCACGAUGCAGACGGGCAGCCGGUCACUCUCUGUCUGACAGAGGCCGUGACUGUAGCAGAGGGUGAUCAGAUGGAGAGCAUGGAUACGGUGAGCCUGCAGGCUGUAACGCUUGCAGAUGGAUCCACUGCGUACAUCCAGCACGACUCCAAAACGUCCUUUUCAGAUGGACAGAUCAUGGACGGCCAGGUGAUCCAGCUGGAGGAUGGCUCUGCUGCCUACGUUCAGCAUGUGUCGAUGCCUAAAGGAGGAGGGGACAGUUUACAGCUUGAAGACGGACAGGCAGUUCAGCUUGAAGAUGGAACAACAGCCUACAUUCAUACACCCAAAGAUACGUAUGACCAGAGCGGCCUGCAGGAGGUGCAGCUGGAGGACGGCAGCACCGCCUACAUCCAGCACACAGUGCACAUGCCCCAGUCCAACACCAUCUUGGCCAUCCAGGCUGACGGCACCAUUGCAGACCUGCAGACCGAAGCCACUUCCAUUGACCCCGAGACCAUCAGCGUGCUGGAACAGUACACCACCAAGGUGGAGAAUAUAGAGAACCCCUUGGGGUCCUUCGGCAGAGUGGAAGCAGACAAUGGCGUCCACAUGCGGAUUGUGUUACAGGGCCAAGACAACAGGCAAGGAAGGGGCUCAAAUGUAGGCGAGAAGUCUUUCCGCUGUGAAUACGAGGGCUGUGGAAAGCUGUACACCACUGCCCACCAUCUUAAGGUACACGAGCGCUCCCACACUGGAGAUAAACCAUACAUCUGUGACUAUCCUGGCUGUGGGAAGAAAUUUGCAACAGGGUAUGGACUGAAGAGUCACUCGCGCACACACACGGGGGAGAAGCCAUACAGAUGUCAAGAGCUGAACUGCUCCAAGUCCUUCAAAACCUCCGGAGACCUUCAAAAGCACACAAGGACUCAUACAGGAGAGAAGCCUUUCAAAUGCCCAGUGGAAGGCUGUGGCAGGUCGUUUACCACCUCAAACAUUCGCAAAGUUCACAUCCGAACACACACUGGAGAACGGCCGUACUACUGCUCUGAGCCAAGCUGUGGACGGUCAUUCGCCAGUGCCACCAACUACAAAAACCAUAUGAGGAUACACACUGGAGAGAAACCAUAUGUGUGCACAGUGCCUGGCUGUGAAAAACGCUUCACAGAAUACUCCAGCCUUUACAAACACCAUGUGGUUCAUACACCCUGCAAACCUUACAACUGCAACCAUUGUGGGAAAACCUACAAACAGAUCUCAACACUCGCCAUGCACAAACGCACUGCCCACAACGACACAGAGCCCAUCGAGGAGGAGCAGGAGGCCUACUUUGAACCUCCAACAGAUGCCAUUGAUGACCCAAACGUCAGCUAUACGGCAGCAGUGGUUGAAGCAGAUGACUCCGGCUCGGAGCAGGUGCCCGUGGAGAGCUCGGACAUGGUUGGUCAACAGCACGUGGCCUUGGUAACGCAGGAGGACGGAACGCAACAGCAGGUCAGUAUCUCUGAAGCAGACUUACAAGCUAUGGGUGGCACAAUCACCAUGGUAACCCAAGAAGGCACAACCAUAACCAUCCCAGCCCACGAACUGGCAACGCAAGGUUCUCACUCAGUUACCAUGGUAACAACAGACGGCUCAGAUGAACAGGUGGCCAUCAUGACACCCGACAUGGCCUCAUUUCAGACUGUGGAGGAGGCAGCCUACAGCCAAGAACAGGAUGACCUUCAUCCUGUCACAUUAUUGGCUACAUCCAACGGCACUCACAUUGCUGUGCAGCUCAGUGAUCAGCCUUCGUUGGAGGAAGCCAUCAGAAUAGCAUCAAGAAUACAGCAAGGAGAGUCACCGGGCCUGGAUGAUUGAUGGACUCAUUAUGAACUAUAAUAUAGGAUUAAAACCAUCUCACUUGGGACUGUAUCGAUGAGAGAAAUCACGAGUCUUCCUCCAUGGGUUUUUUUCCAUUAAAGCUUUUAUGUGUAAA